AAAGUUAUUUUUCUAACUAAGUCGGUCAUGUGAAGUCGGCGUAUUAUCUCUAGGGCUUUCCGCCGCUAGAGUAUAUCUUCCGCUAUCAGCAGAAGCCGAGGAGCCGCGUUUUUGUUAUUCAAGUAGCGACACUAGGUGUAGGAGUUUUGCAGACGGUUGAAAGAUUGGUACAGGGGGUUGCGAGUUUUCUUCCUUGUUCUCUACCUUAGGCGGACGAUCGACAAAGAGGGGGCGGCGUUUUGGUGCUGGAAACGACGAAAAUUGAUGGAAUCAAUCUUGGACCAGUAUAAACAAAUGGAUAUUGUAGAGGAAGCAGGUGAAUUGGAUCUGGACGAGCAGGAUUUCAACGAGGUUGCGGCGGAGUAGACUCGACCAACUUUUCCGGUGGUCGGCGCUUUGCUAACGGAUAAAAAGAUCAAGUUUCAGAUCUUCAAGGGUCUUAUGGCUUUGCUAUGGAGAUCAGGUAAAGGAGUUUCUAUAAAAGAAAUUGGCAAGAAAAUGUAUCUCUUUAUCGUUUACCAUAGGUUGGGUAUGGAUCAUGUCUUAGAUGGUGGUCCGUGGUUUUUUGAAAGAAAUUUGUUGUCACUAAAAGAAGUUAAACCAGAGGAUAGUCCGCUCAAAAUUGAUCUUAAGGAGGCAGAAUUCUGGGUCCAAGUCUAUAAUGUUCCUUAUAGUUUGAUGAACCUAGGUACUGCUAGAAGAAUUGAUAAUUUUAUUGGCAGUUUUGUCAAAUAUGAUGACAAUCAAUUUGAUGAAAAGUGGGAAGCUUAUUUGUGUGUCAGGGUUUGUAUGGAUGUGAGUAAAUCUCUGAAGAAAGGAACAACCCUUAAGAAAUCAAGAAUUGAGCAUUGGGUGGAUUUCAAAUAUGAAAAGUUGCCCAUUUUUUGCUUCAUUUGUGGAAUUAUCGGACAUGCUAUUAUGUUUGUCCUCUGACUUACGACGAUAAUCUGAUAUUGGAGAAAAAGGUAUGGAGUUAGUUUGAGAGCUGGUGGGGUGGUGAAGACUAGUCCUACAGGAGGAAACAAGUGGCUUGUGGAGGGAUCCUCUAGUACGUGCAGCUCAGAGUCAUUCAUCCAAAGAGAAUUCCAAGACGGGAGGCGGAUCGGGAGGGCAAAGCUGGAAGGAAACUACAGUUGGAACAGAGGAUAACACGACUAAGGAUGGGGAUUUAGAAAGCAAUGAGGAAGUGUCAGAAGAGAAGGACAUGGGAAGCAUAGGACCAGAGUGGACCAGGUAGGGAUAAUAUGGUUGUUCACAAACCAAGAAACGGGGCGGAGGCGGGCUCAGAAGUCUAAGCCCGCCCAAGGGAAAGUCUCAAGUAGGAGGAUCGAGAUGGUGGAUGGUUUUUUAUUUCUAGAAGACUAUGAAGAAUUUUUAUUUUCUUGUUGUUGCGCUUGUGUUUUAUGAUGUUGAGUUUUUUUAUUUAUGUUCAGCUUGUUUUUUGUUGCACUGUAAGACUAUGAGCUUGGAUUUGGGUGAUAGGAAAUCUGCGGUGAUCGUCUUUAGCUCAGUGGCACCCAUUAAUGAAUCAACAAGUUGUUUUGCUUCUGAUGAAGUGAUUAACUCUGAGUAUGAUUUGAGGGUCGACAAUUGGCAGCUAUCUUUUUGUCUUUUUAGCCCAUAUUUGUAUGCUGUGAUAUCAAUAUAAG
Cuscuta europaea is the source of this 1649-nucleotide messenger RNA. The record is from the annotation of a GenBank genome assembly. NCBI's taxonomy places the organism in Eukaryota, Viridiplantae, Streptophyta, Magnoliopsida, Solanales, Convolvulaceae.